AUGAGUGAAAUGGAAGGAAAUGAAAGAUUAGAAAUGAAUUCAGGACCAAUAUUGAUGAAAGGACAUAGACAGACAAUGGAAGUAGAUAGAGAAGAAAAGCCGUUAUUUGCAAAUGAAUAUGAAAAAAUUAUGGGAAAGCUUUUACCAAUAUUGCCCGAUCUUGAGACGAUUUGUGAGACAUAUUAUACAUGGCACGUUGAGAGCUGGCAGAGUCUUGGGAGGAAGGCGUAUAGCCCUGAAUUUACAAGUGGUAAUUUUAUUUGGAGAAUGCUUGUUUUUCCAUAUGGCAACUAUCAAAAUGAUCAGUUUUCUAUAUAUCUUGAAUGCCAGCCAUCAGAUCGGACUUCUGCAUGGUAUUGUUGUGCACAGUUUUGUAUUGUUAUGUGGAACAAAAAUGAUCCUUCUGUUUGGGUGCAUCAUUACGCUACACAUCGUUUUAUUCCGGAAGAAUCAGAUUGGGGAUUUUCUCGUUUUUAUGACCUUCGUAAAUUGAUGAUGAGAUUUGAAGGUCGAGAUCAUGCUAUUAUUGAGAAUGAUGAAACAUCGAUUACGGUCUAUCUUCGAAUUGUUAAAGACUCGACUGGUAUUUUAUGGCAUAGUUUUAUAAACUAUAAUUCUAGGAAAGAAACAGGAUAUGUUGGCCUUAAGAAUCAGGGUGCAACCUGUUAUAUGAAUUCUCUUCUACAAUCUCUUUAUUUUACAAAUUUUUUUCGACGCGCCGUAUAUAUGAUACCCACAGAAAAAGACGAACCUAAUGAUAGUAUUGCACUUGCAUUGCAAAGACUAUUCUAUCUUUUACAAACAUCUUCAGAACCCGUGAGUACUAUUGAAUUGACUCGUUCAUUUGGAUGGGAUACAUUAGAUUCUUUUAUGCAACAUGAUAUUCAAGAGUUUAACAGAGUUUUACAAGAUAAUUUAGAAGGAAAAAUGAAAAAUUCAGAAGCAGAAAAUGCCCUCAGUAAAUUAUUUGUGGGCAAAAUGAAAAGUUAUAUUAAGUGUGUUAAUGUUGAUUAUGAAUCAUCUCGAAGCGAAGAUUUUUGGGAUAUACAGCUUAAUGUUAAAGGAAUGAAGACUCUUAAAGAGUCUUUUCGUGAUUAUAUUCAGGUCGAAACAUUAGAUGGUGAUAAUAAGUAUUUUGCAGAAGGAUAUGGUCUUCAAGAUGCAAAAAAAGGCGUUAUUUUUCAGUCAUUUCCACCAGUUUUACACUUACAGUUGAAAAGGUUUGAAUAUGAUAUUCAACGCGAUACAAUGGUUAAAAUUAAUGAUCAUCACGAAUUUCCAUUGGAAAUAGAUUUAGAGGAAUUUUUAUCAGAUGACGCCAAUAAAUCUCAACCACAUGUAUAUAAACUUUAUGGAGUUUUGGUACAUAGUGGUGAUUUACAUGGUGGUCAUUAUUAUGCAUUGCUUAAACCAGAAAAAGAUGGUCAUUGGUAUAAAUUUGAUGACGAUAGAGUAACAAGGGCAACUCUCAAAGAAGUUCUUGAUGAAAAUUUUGGAGGUGACAUGUCCCCUACAAAUAGUUAUAUAAAAAAUCCAUAUUCUCGUAAUACUUCAUUAAAGAGAUAUAUGAAUGCUUAUAUGCUGGUUUAUUUUCGUGAAAAUGAACUUGAUGAAAUAUUAAGACCUGUUGUAGAAUCUGAUAUACCAGAACAUCUUCGUAAAAGACUAGAAUCUGAGAAAGCAGCUUUAGAAGCACGAAGAAAAGAAAGAGAAGAAAUGCAUUUGUAUCUUUAUGUAAAAAUUGUUACAGAUGACCAUUUUAAAGACCAUCAGGGUUUUGAUCUUUCGAAUAUAGAAGAAAAAGAGCCUUUAGUUUCUCAAUUUUCAACCCAUAAAAUUCUUAAAGAAACAUUGUUUACAGAAUUUAAAAAACAAAUAGCUAUAGCUUACGAUGCAGAUGUUAAUAAGAUUAGAUUUUGGGUAAUGGUGAAUCGACAAAACAAAACUAUUAGACCAGAUACUCUUGUUCCUGAAAAUGAUCAAACACUAACAUUGGAAAUGAUUAGAGAUAAAAUGUUUCCUCGUAGAGGAGAUUUAUUGUUAUAUAUGGAGUCUUUUUCUAAUACUUCUGAGGAAAAUUUUUUAGAAACAUGGAGUUCACUAGAUGGUACAGGAGGCAAUACAAAAAUUCUCAUAUUUUUGAAAUAUUUUGAUAUUGAAAAACAAACACUACAAGGAAUUACACAUAUUUAUAUUAACAAACACGAUAAAAUUGGUGUACUGACUUCUAUUAUUUGUUCUUUAAUGAAAUGGCCUUUUACAACAUCAAUUCAACUUUAUGAAGAAAUCAAACCAAGCAUGAUUGAAGUAAUGAAAUUAAAACAAACAUUUUAUCAAGCAGAAAUACAAGAUGGUGAUAUUAUUUGUUUUGAAAAAACUAUUUCAGAAGAAGAAACUGAAAAAAUUGCAUCUAAUGGAGGCUAUGGAUCUGCUAUUGAGUAUUAUGACUUCUUGUUGAAUAAAAUAAACGUAUCGUUUAAACCGAGAUUUGUUGAUCAAAAUGUAACAGAAGAGUUUGAUUUAGUAUUAAGUAGAAAGACAACAUAUGAUAUGUUAUCCUUUAAAGUAGGUGAGUACCUGAAUGUUGAACCGACUCAUAUUCGCUUUACAACUGUUAAUUCUACAACCCAAAUGCCUAAAUUUACAGUAAAAAGAGUUCCUUCUUUGACUUUACAAAAUAUUCUUCAGCCUGCAUAUUUACAAUCUCCGUUGAAUACUUUAUUUUAUGAGGUAUUAGAGAUAAGUCUUAAUGAGCUUGAAACCAAAAGAAUUUUGAAGGUUGGAUGGUUACCGGAUGGUAUAACAAGAGAAGAACUUAUAGAAGUCCUUGUUCCUAAGACAGGAACGUUGAAAGAUGUUGUUCAAUCUUUAAUAGCUAAAUUGAAUAUGUCUCCUGAACUAGUGGAUCGUUUUCAUAUGUUUGGAGUUCAUUCGAAUAGAAUUUAUAAAGAUUUUGAUCUUACAUAUCCUGUUACUGCAUUACAAGACUUUCUUCUUUUAUACGCAGAAUUGAUACCUGAAAAUGAGCUUGUUUUAGAAGAAAAUGAUCAAUAUAUUAACGUAUAUCAUUUUCAGAGAGAACCAACUCGAUCUCACGGUAUUCCAUUUCGAUUUAUUAUUAAACCGAAUGAAAAAUUUAGUCAGACAAAAUUAAGGUUAUUAAAGCGAACAGGUUUGAAAGAAAAGGAUACUGGUAAAAUUAAGUACGCUCUUGUUCAACAGACGUCGUUUGUAAAACCACGUUAUUUAGAGGAUGAUGAUAUUAUAUAUGAUAUUUCAAAUAAUUCUGAUGAUUUGCUUGGAUUAGAUCACUUAGAUAAAACUGUUCGAACUGGAAGAUAUGGUGAAAAAGCUAUUUUCAUUAGAGGAUGA
Pneumocystis jirovecii RU7 is the source of this 3372-nucleotide messenger RNA. RefSeq lists its product as uncharacterized. Gene Ontology annotation, molecular function: cysteine-type endopeptidase activity; protein binding; cysteine-type deubiquitinase activity. Gene Ontology annotation, cellular component: cytosol; nucleus. The coding region runs from base 1 to 3372 and encodes 1123 amino acids. The record is from RefSeq and is a predicted model, not a curated record. Gene Ontology annotation, biological process: regulation of protein stability; protein deubiquitination. NCBI's taxonomy places the organism in Eukaryota, Fungi, Ascomycota, Pneumocystomycetes, Pneumocystales, Pneumocystaceae. The transcript has 18 exons.